Messenger RNA from Manihot esculenta (cassava), 1752 nucleotides. Its product is annotated as gibberellin 2-beta-dioxygenase 8. Bases 393 to 1388 code for a protein of 331 amino acids. The record is from RefSeq and is a predicted model, not a curated record. The transcript is spliced from 3 exons. Lineage: Eukaryota; Viridiplantae; Streptophyta; Magnoliopsida; Malpighiales; Euphorbiaceae.
UUAUAUAAAUUCCCAAGUUGAUUGCUUUCUCUAGACCUAGCUAAAUCUUCUCUUGAAGAUGUUCUUCUACAUCAUGAAUUCCUGAACUUCAGUUCCGGCGGGCCCCCAUUUUCUUUCUCUUCUGCUACCAUUCCCUUCAAACUCCAAUAACCCUACUAUACAAAAUCCAAGGAGAUAGAGAAGAAGAAGACCAUAUAAAUGAAACAUAUAUCAUUUUCCAUGUAAAUUAUACUAAUUAUGUUGCAUCUCUCUGUGUGCGUAUGCAUGUUGCAGUUCUUUUAAAGACUAUCCAAGUUGUGUAGUACGACACCGUUAAUUUCCUUAUUGCUUCAUAUAUAUACUAAUGGAAUAAGCCUUGGAUCUCCUCAUUUUGAAAUUCUCCUUUUCUCUCCAUGAGUAUUGAUCCUCCAUUUCAAGAGGCCUGCAAUGCCCUUUUCAAGGGCUCCUUGGUAAGAGCAAAAGAUGAGAAGCUUGUCAGGGUUGAAGAAUGUGAGCUGCCACUCAUUGACAUGAAUUGUCUAACUUUGGGACACAAAGAUAGAGAAAAGUGUAUGAAACAGAUGGCUCAAGCAGCAAGUGAGUGGGGUUUCUUUCAAGUUGUGAAUCAUGGGAUUUCACAAGGAGUAUUGCAGAGCCUGAUAUGUGAACAAAUCAAGGUAUUUCAUGAGCCCUUGAGUAAGAAGACUAAAGAGAACUUCCUGAAUCUACCAUCAAACAGUUAUCGGUGGGGGAAUCCUGAUGCUACUUGUUUGAGGCAAUUCUCUUGGUCAGAAGCUUUGCACAUUUCUCUUGCAGAUAUCUCAAGAAUGGAUGGAUACAAGACUACUCUCAGAUCAACUAUAGAAGCAUUCGCAGGAACAGCUGCCACUUUGUCUCAAAACUUGGCCGAAAUUUUAGCCCAAAACUUGGGUGUCAAAUCCAAUUACUUUAGACAAUAUUGUGCACCCUACACUAGUUAUCUACGAAUGAACAGAUAUCCUCCAUGUCCAUUCUCUUCUGAUCAAGUCUAUGGCUUGAUGCCUCACACAGAUAGUGAUUUCCUUACAAUACUCUAUCAAGACCAAAUUGGAGGAUUGCAACUCAAGAAACAUGGAAGAUGGCUCGCUGUUAUACCUAAUCCUCAAUCUUUGAUCAUCAACAUUGGUGACUUAUUCCAGGUGUUCAGCAAUAACGUUUACAAAAGCAUGGAGCACAGAGUGCUUGCCCCACAACGAGUUGAGAGAUUUUCAGUUGCAUUUUUCUACUGCCCAUCAUAUGAUGCUGUAAUCCAAAGCUACGGGAAGCCAACAAUGUAUAGAAAGUUUAGUUUCAGAGAAUACAAGCAGCAAAUCCAAAAGGACGUUCAAGCUACUGGUGACAAAGUUGGGGUCUCAAGGUUUCUCUUGUGAACACAUACAUAUAUGCAUGUGAGACUCACACUUGCAACAGGAAGAUGAUGAAUAAUAGAUCCAUACAAUGAUAAUAAAAUUUGGUGGGCUGCCUGCGCUGCGCUGCUGGUCCCCAGAUGAGAAAGACCAAGAAGCAAAUUAUAACACGUCUCUCUCUCUCUAGUACAAGUUAUAUGGUUAAUAUUCGGUAAGGAAAAGGGAAGCAUGUACUACAGUCUUUGAUAUACAGACAUAUUAUGAUUCUUCAAGUGCCAACAUCAUUUGAAGUUGCAACAACUACUUGUUUGUUUAUUUGUGUGUGGGGUUGAUGUUUUCUCCCCUCUUUAUACUUUUUUCAUCAUAAAAUUACCUCUUAUUCCAUUCA